This is a messenger RNA of Paramecium primaurelia, 1103 nucleotides long. Lineage: Eukaryota; Ciliophora; Oligohymenophorea; Peniculida; Parameciidae. The record is from the annotation of a GenBank genome assembly.
GUUGAAGCAAUUUGAUUAAUUAAUUAAAAAUUAUGCCAGUGGAAAAAGUAUACUCUACUAAAAAUAUUGGAGGAAUUCCAAUAGUUUAAUCCUAUUUAAUGACAAUAUUUGAUGGAACAGGAUCUAUGAGUUGUGAAUAUGAUACUGCUGUUAAUGCUUAUAAUGAAGUCUUUAAAAAUAAUAACAGAAGAGAAGAGUUUUAAAUGGCUUAUGAUGAUGUAUAUAGCUUGAUACCCUUCAAAAGAGCAGGUCAUGGUAAUAUUACAAAAACAUUUCAUCAUGUUCUCAAUAAAUUGCUCAGUAAUAAAAAUUAAUAUGGAAAAAACAUUACUAUAAUGUUUAUUAGUGAUGGAGAAGAAAUAUUUGAGAUUGGUGGAGUUAGGGAAUUAGUUGAAAAAGUUAAGUAAGAAUUUAGGAUUCAAUUCAUAUGCGUUAAAGUAGGAAAUGAAUUUCCCACAACAAUUAGUAGUUAAUUAUGGAGUAAAUUACAUAACAUUGAUGAAGCAAAAAAAUCACUUCCUUUUGAAAUCCCAAGACCCUCUGACUGCGAUAAAUUAAAAUAAUUAUUUCUAGAAGGAUUUUAAAAGAUUAGAGACAACAACCUCAAAUUCCCUAUUGAUAAUUUAAAGACUGAUACACCUGUCUAUUCAACUGCCACUUCUGAGCCACUUUUUGAGAUUGAAAUAGAAACAACAUUUAUGUGUUAUGCAGAUUGCGUUAAAGUGAAUGGUGAGGUGCUCUAUCCAACUAAUAAUCCAGAGGACAAAUAACACUUCUUGCUAAAAUCAGUUCAUAAGGUAUUUCUAAACGGAGGAGAAUAAGAGGAUUUUAAAAAGGCAUAGUAAAUAGCUUGUAAUAUUUUUGAAAAGCAUUCUAAAGAAUAUCUAUAAAAAUUAUAAAAUUUAAGAUGUAUUUAAGAUAAUGAAAGAAGGAGCGGCAGGAAAUUUAGAUUUUAGGAAAUUAGAUGAUAAAGUGAAAUCAAUAUUUAUACAUGAUAUUCAGGAUAUUAAAGUUAAAUCGGAAAAUAUAUUUUAAGAUAUUAAAGAUAUGGAAAGAAAAAGAAUUUAAUCUGAUUUCUUGAAAAAGUUAAAUGAAAAAAUGAG